Molecule: messenger RNA, 471 nt
Organism: Cooperia oncophora
Lineage: Eukaryota; Metazoa; Nematoda; Chromadorea; Rhabditida; Trichostrongylidae
Source: the annotation of a GenBank genome assembly
AUGUUCCGGAGUCCGAGGCGACACCGAUUUGCAUGCCGACAAGAUAUCAAGCGAUUCAACACUGAUCUCAUUGCAGUGGGAGCAGGCUGGAGGGGCCCCGAUGAAAAGGAUAUGUCCCAGGAAUCAGUUGGCUUACAAAAGCUGAAUGUUACAUUCCUGCAAACACGGAACAAGGUUAUUGAUGUGUUAUUGCCUCUAAAAGCAGGAAUAUGUCCCGGAGACAGUGGAGGUGCGCUCAUUCAAACUAACGGUGAUAACAGAUUCAUACAGUUGGGUGUGAUGUCUCGUGGUAAUUCUUGUGACAAGCAUUUUAAUUAUACGAAAAUCACUAACUUACCACUGCAUGUGCACGAUUACGCAUUCGAUUCAUUUACUGAUGUGCGCAAAUAUUUGGACUGGAUAUGCGAGAAGACAGGGGUUUGCCAAAAAUACAACGGCAAUGAUCAAGGAGAUUUUCCUUUCUAUCAGUGA